Messenger RNA from Aricia agestis (brown argus), 3111 nucleotides. It is a transcript of the gene Ced-12, whose product is annotated as engulfment and cell motility protein 1. Bases 83 to 2293 code for a protein of 736 amino acids. NCBI's taxonomy places the organism in Eukaryota, Metazoa, Arthropoda, Insecta, Lepidoptera, Lycaenidae. The transcript has a single exon. Gene Ontology annotation, cellular component: plasma membrane. The record is from RefSeq and is a predicted model, not a curated record. Gene Ontology annotation, biological process: cell motility; actin filament organization.
UUCCAAAUUUGUUCAGUAUCUACCCAAUUUAUAUUCCCAGUGCGAUUUAAAGUCGAGGAAGUGAUUGUUAAAUGGUGUAUAAAUGUCUUCUAAGGCCAUUAAAAUGCCGUCAGCCACGAAGGAUUCUACAAUAUUAAAGAUAGCAGUGGAAAUGCUCAAUGCCCCCGACAAAGUUCCUCAGUUAAUAGAGUUCGAUCAAAGCCAGCCUCUUUCUAGUAUUAUACAGCUCCUUUGCAAGGCGUGGGGCCUUCCGGAUCCCGAGAACUAUGCCCUGCAAUUUUCAGAGAGCAAUAACCAAAACUACGUUACGGAAAAAAAUCGCAACGAAAUCAAAAAUGGUUCUAUUCUACGAUUAGAACAAUCUCCCGCUAAGACAGUGCAAGAUAUCCUCGCGAAAAUAAACACUGGAAGUGACAUAGAACAAAUGAUGGCCCUGGAGAAGUUAUCUAAAGUAAGCAGUGAUCUCACAUUUGCUCUCGAAUUCAUCAACAAAAAAGGAUUAUCGCUCAUAAUAAACAACAUCGAAACGGGCAAAUUUAAAGUGAACUCUUUAAAGUUUGCUCUCAUGACAUUUGUGGAGUUGAUGGACCACGGUAUCAUAUCAUGGGACAUUUUGGAAAAUCUUUUUAUUAAUAAAGUUAUAAGUUUCGUUAGCAACCAAUCGAUUGCACAAGAUCCAAAAAUUAUACAACAAUGCUUGUCUAUUCUAGAAAAUAUUGUUCUGAAUAGUUCUGGGAAAAAUUUACAUGUAGAAAAAGAAAUAACAAUACCUAGUCUUAUUUCUCAUUUGGAAAACCCAGACAGAGUAAUACAACAAAAUGCCAUAGCACUCAUUAAUGCACUUUUUAAAAAAGCAGACCCAACUAAGAAGAAAAUGAUGGCAGACACUCUGUUCUCUAAACAAGUUCGCAACAAAAUAUAUGAGAAUCUUAUCACUAAGAAUGAAACGAAGGAAGGCUUGGGCACUGAACUAGCUUAUCAGCUUUAUGUGCUCCAAACUCAUAUGUUAAGUCUGUUAGAAACAACAAUGCAGCCCAAACCUGAUACCAACGAGCAGGAAUGGAAUUCUUUAAUGCUAGACAAAAUUAAAGAACUUCAUAAAUAUGCAUUUGAAAAUGAUAAUACUAAUUUGGAAAUAACCACCAGACGUCAAACUGGUAGUCUCUCGAAAGACAACAAAAAUAAACUUGGUUUCAAGUGUGAAAUUGAUCCAACAAAAGAUUUCAAGGAAGUGCCUCCUGGGGCACUAGCUCUGGACUGUAUGUUGUAUUUUGCAAGAAACUAUACAGAGGAGUACAGUAAAAUAGUGCUUCGGAAUAGUUGCAGAACUGAUGAGCACGAGUGUCCAUUCGGAAAGACCAGUGUAGAGCUAGUCAAACUGCUCUGUGACAUGUUGCAUAUAGGAGAACCACCGAAUGAACAAGGACAGACAUAUCAUCCUAUAUUCUUCACUCAUGAUCACCCAUUCGAGGAGCUCUUUUGUAUUUGCAUUGUUUUAUUGAACAAAACAUGGAAGGAAAUGAAAGCUACUAUGGAAGAUUUUAGUAAAGUUCUAAGUGUAGUGAGGGAACAGAUUUCCAGGGCUCUAGCUGAUGCUCCUCAAGGUUUUGAUGCAUUCCGUGUUAAGAUAAUGAAGCUAACAUACAUUGAUAUCACUAACCUGUGGCAGCAAGAACGUACAAACAGAGAAGUGUGGGAGUCUCAUGCGAUUCCAAUUAAGGAACUCAAAGAGAAGAUCACCCCGGAAAUUAUUGACUUAAUUCAACAGCAAAGACUAGGAGUGUUAGUCGGUGGAACAAGAUUCAAAAAGUACAUGAAAAUUAAUAGGAAAGACAAAUUCUGGUUUGUUAGGCUAUCACCGAACCAUAAAACUUUACAUUAUGGUGAAUGCGACGAAAAGAGCACACCCAGCUUAGAAGAACUAGGUACCAAACUAGCCGUGGCUGAUAUAAAAAGCCUCGUUGUUGGUAAGGAUUGCCCCCACAUGAAAGAUUUAAAAGGAAAAAUUGGUAGCAACCAGCUGGCAUUUUCAUUAAUUCUAAAAGGUUCGGAGGUUCAUUCUUUAGACUUUGUAGCUCCUGAUGAAUCAAUAUUUGACUAUUGGACCGAUGGAAUCAAUGCUCUCUUGAAAGAAAAAAUGACUAGCAAAUCCUUUGAGAACGAUUUGCAGACCUUACUGUCUAUGGAUAUCAAAGUUAGGCUUCUCGAUGCAGAAGGUAUAGACAUUCCACAGGAACCUCCUGUAAUCCCACCAGAACCAGAAGACUACGAUUUUUACUAUGACAACAAUUAAAAAUGAUAUUAUAUUCUUGAUUUUUAAAUUGUUAAUUUGCAUAUCUAUAAUAAUCUUGUCACUUUUAUAGGAGACCUCUGAAAGUAUUUUCAAAGACUGAUGGGUAUAAUUGAAAAAUUGGCCAUGAAUGUCUGUUUGUGUUUGAUAUAAUCACUUUCUUUAUUUUGUAAAAUCAAGUUAUUAACCAUUCCUUGUUAUAUUCCAUUUCAACUUAUUUACUUAUUUUUUGGCUUCAGCAAUUAUUUACUGAAAAUUGCAUUACAUAAUAUUAUUAUGUAAUAAUAUGUUAUUAUGUAGAUAUUAAUAAUUCAUACUUGGAUUUACUGAAUUGUAACUAUAAAUAUCUAUGUUCCAUGUUAAUAAUACUUUACUGGAAAUAUUACAGAUUGAAUGUAAAAUGGGUGUAAUUUUCUACAUUGUGCGUAUACUGUAGAUCAGCUGCUAUACUCAACCAGCGAUACCCCUAAGUAGCCCGCUUCAAGUCAAAUUCACGUCAUUUUUUAAUUCACGCCCACUGGGAAAAUAGUGCAAAGUAAUCGUGAAAUUUCUGAAAUUUAAUAUCACUGCUAUUAUAGACAGUGUCAGUCAUGACUUUUGCACAUAACUGUAAAAAAACAAAUUGAAAAAUUACCUAAAUAAAAUUAAUUACUCUGACCAUAGCACAAGUUUAAUGAAAACUCUAUUAGAAAUGACUUGCAAUAUUUUAUGGUAACCAGUAACAAUUUUAUUGAGCAAUAAUGUAUGCACAAUAUUGCAAUACUUUGUGGCCAUAUUUUUUUACACUAAACCAAAGAUAAUAAUGGAUAUUAUAUGAACAA